AUUGGUCUGGUGAUUUGUAUGUUGUAGUAAGCAAUUGUAAACAAGUGUAUGAGCUUAUACUUUUCUUCUCUCUCCUUUUUUUGGUGUGAAUUCAAGGUUAGUUUAUUUAAAAUCUAGUUCUAGUAAUUUCUGGUUAUGUCUGGUUUGCUUUUUCUAUUUUUCUUGAAAGUCUGUUUGGUUGCUAGGAAAUGAUGGAAAAGAAAGAAAAUAAGACUUUAGAAAUUUUUCAUUGAUAAUUUUGAGUUGAGAAGGAUGAUUUGUUUUUUGAUUUGGCCUAAGAAUUGUGUUGGAUUGGGUUGUGCUAUUUUCUUAAGCUUUUGGUAACUAAUAUUAUAUGAAUCAUAACGUUAAAUUUGUUUUUUGUUUUUUAUUGUUCAUUGUUUCCUGCAACUAGAUAGAGGGUCAAGUUAAACUAUUGCUCAAGUAUUUGCUUUGGGUGAUCAUUACAGUAAAAAGUUUCUGGGUAUGGAAAUUAUCUCAUACAAUUGCCCGCUGAGCUGUCAUGUUGUAAACUUGAGGUGGAAAUUUGUCGAGAGAAGUUCGAGUUCAUGCCAGUCAAAGCUUACAUCAUUUAGGAAACACAAUACUUUGUGUACUAGGAUUUAUUUCAGAAGUGGGUUUCCCAGAUAUUCUGAUAGUAACCAGUCAUUCUUAAAGAAUCUUGCUCAUGGGAAAGGUUCUCAUUCAUUAAAAGCUGUUGAAGGGUUUAAAAAGGUCUUUUCAAAGGUAUCGAGUGGGAACUAUGAUGGAUAUGUAAUUGGUGGGGAAGAGGGUGCUGGAAAUAUUUCGAAAGAUGGGGCACUGAUACCCAAGGUUUUAAUUCCAGGCUUGCCAGAUGAAUCCAAUGGUGAAUGUGCUGCACCUAUAAGUAGUUGCUUCUGGGAGUGGAAACCUAAAUUUACUGUGCAUUAUGAGAAGGCAGGGUGUGAAAAUGUAAAUUCCCCACCUGUGCUGUUUCUUCCUGGCUUUGGGGUUGGUUCUUUUCAUUAUGAGAAGCAACUGAAAGAUUUGGGCAGGGACUAUAGAGUAUGGGCAAUUGACUUUCUUGGGCAAGGCAUGUCAUUGCCAUUUGAAGAUCCUACUGCACGGUCUAACAAAGGAGGUACAACAGAAAGGAAGGAUAAAGUGUGGGGAUUUGGAGAUGACGUUGAACCAUGGGCGAGUCAGCUUGUUUUUUCUAUGGAUUUAUGGCAGGAUCAGGUUCGUUAUUUCAUAGAAGAGGUCAUUCGUGAACCAGUAUAUAUUGUGGGGAACUCACUUGGAGGAUUUGUUGCAGUUUACUUUGCUGCAUGCAACCCUCAACUAGUGAAGGGUGUUACAUUGCUUAAUGCAACACCCUUUUGGGGAUUUUUACCCAAUCCUGUUAAGUCUCCCAGACUAGCAAAGAUAUUUCCAUGGUCUGGAACAUUUCCUCUUCCUGCAAGUGUGCGGAAGCUCACAGAAUUGAUUUGGCAGAAAAUUAGUGAUCCGGGAAGUAUUGCCGAGGUACUUAAACAGGUUUAUGUAGAUCAUUCUACUAAUGCAGACAAAGUUUUCUCUCGUAUUCUUGAGACAACCCAACAUCCUGCAGCUGCUGCAUCAUUUGCGUCAAUUAUGUUUGCUCCACAGGGACAAUUAUCCUUCAGGGAGGCUUUAUCUAGGUGUCAGAUGAAUGAUGUUCCAAUCUGUCUCAUGUAUGGAAAAGAAGACCCCUGGGUUAAGCCUAUCUGGGGCCUUCAGGUGAAAAGGCAGCUGCCUGAAGCUCCAUACUAUGAGCUCAGUCCAGCUGGUCACUGCCCUCACGAUGAAGUUCCUGAGGUUGUGAACUAUUUGCUGCGUGGGUGGAUAAAAAACCUGGAGUCCGAGGGUUCAGUGGUGUUACCUCUGCUUGACGACAUAGACAGAAUUCAGUAUAGCAUUGCCAAGGACUUGGAAUUUGUUAGAGAAGGAUCAAAAAAAUCAGUAAGAGUACAAUUCCAUGGAUCCAGUUUCUCACUCUGGAACCGGAUUGGCUCCUUUAUUACAUCUCGCUUUCAGAAAUUAGAGACUAAACCUUGAUCACUGACACAGAGCUUACUUUUAGUUCUCCAGAAGUGAUGUAAAUUCUUAAAUGUAACAUAUUUGUUUGAUGUAUCAUAGAAAAGAUAUCAGAUUAAUUAAAUGAUUCAUAGUAUUAAAUUAUCUGAAA
Pistacia vera is the source of this 2167-nucleotide messenger RNA. RefSeq names its product pheophytinase, chloroplastic. Gene Ontology annotation, biological process: chlorophyll catabolic process. Gene Ontology annotation, molecular function: pheophytinase activity. Lineage: Eukaryota; Viridiplantae; Streptophyta; Magnoliopsida; Sapindales; Anacardiaceae. The transcript has 5 exons. The record is from RefSeq and is a predicted model, not a curated record. Bases 466 to 2037 code for a protein of 523 amino acids. Gene Ontology annotation, cellular component: chloroplast.